This is a messenger RNA of Drosophila sechellia, 6952 nucleotides long. RefSeq names its product Odorant receptor 67c (gene Or67c). The coding region runs from base 40 to 1254 and encodes 404 amino acids. Lineage: Eukaryota; Metazoa; Arthropoda; Insecta; Diptera; Drosophilidae. The record is from RefSeq and is a predicted model, not a curated record. Gene Ontology annotation, molecular function: odorant binding; olfactory receptor activity. Gene Ontology annotation, cellular component: plasma membrane. The transcript has 4 exons. Gene Ontology annotation, biological process: detection of chemical stimulus involved in sensory perception of smell; sensory perception of smell.
AAAUUUCUCUGUAAAGUUCCCCAAAAAGUAAAAAGUAAAAUGGAAACGGUGAAGGAUAAUACAGCCAGGACCUUUAUGGAAUUGAUGAGAGUGCCAGUACAGUUUUACAGAACGAUUGGAGAGGAUAUCUACGCCCAUCGAUCCACGAAUCCCCUGAAAUCGCUUCUCUUUAAGAUCUAUCUAUAUGCAGGAUUUAUAAAUUUUAAUCUGCUGGUGAUCGGCGAACUGGUGUUCUUCUACAACUCAAUUCAGGACUUUGAAACCAUUAGAUUGGCCAUUGCCGUGGCUCCAUGUAUUGGAUUUUCUCUGGUUGCUGAUUUUAAACAAGCUGCCAUGAUUAGAGGCAAGAAAACACUAAUUAUGCUACUCGAUGAUUUGGAGGAUAUGCAUCCGAAAACCCUGGCAAGGCAGAAGGAAUAUAAAUUGGCGAACUUUGAAAAGACCAUGAAACGUGUGAUCAAUAUAUUCACCUUCCUCUGUUUGGCCUAUACGACUACGUUCUCCUUUUAUCCGACCAUCAAGGCCUCUGUGAAAUUUAAUUUCUUGGGCUACGAUACCUUUGAUCGAAAUUUUGGUUUUCUCAUCUGGUUUCCCUUCAAUGCCACGAAAAAUAAUUUGAUAUACUGGAUCAUGUACUGGGAUAUAGCCCAUGGGGCCUAUCUAGCGGGUAUUGCUUUUCUCUGUGCCGAUCUUCUACUCGUCGUAGUAAUUACCCAGAUAUGUAUGCACUUCAACUAUAUAUCAAUGCGAUUAGAGGAUCAUCCAUGUAAUUCGAAUGAGGACAAAGAGAAUAUAGAGUUUCUUAUUGGCAUUAUCAGAUACCAUGACAAGUGCCUUGAACUCUGCGAACACGUCAACGAUCUUUAUAGUUUCUCUUUGCUGCUUAAUUUCCUCAUGGCAUCCAUGCAGAUUUGUUUCAUAGCCUUUCAGGUCACCGAAUCAAUAGUGGAAGUGAUUAUUAUUUACUGUAUUUUUUUGAUGACCUCUAUGGUCCAAGUAUUUAUGGUGUGCUACUAUGGGGACACUUUAAUUGCCGCGAGCUUGAAAGUGGGAGAUGCCGCUUACAAUCAAAAGUGGUUUCAGUGCAGCAAAUCAUAUUGCACCAUGUUGAAGUUGCUAAUCAUGAGAAGUCAGAAACCAGCUUCGAUAAGACCGCCGACUUUUCCGCCCAUAUCCUUGGUUACCUAUAUGAAGGUCAUCAGCAUGUCGUAUCAAUUUUUUGCCCUACUUAGAACCACAUACAGCAAUAAUUGAAUUAGUAAAGCGCCUCUCUCUGCACUUCCCAAAUCAUCCACUUUCUGCAAAUCGAAUCGUUAAUAGGGAUUUUCAGAAUCCCUUCAACAAUCUACCCAACACAGCUAUUCCCUGCAAAUCGCUACAUCUAAGCCAUUCGAACUUAAUGACGCCCUCGACACGCUUUGAUAAUAUUUAAUUAAAAAUCGCAUUUAAAAUUAAUAAGCUUAAAUGGAGACCAAUAGCGCCUGGCCGAGCACAAAAAUCCGGCAUCUGUAAAGGCACACGAGCCAAACAAAAAUGGCAUUUUUUCAAAAGGAAUAUUACAGCACCAUCCACAUAAAAAAGCGCCAAGAACGGGGACGCAAAUAAAAGCAGCAAAUGGGGAUACCAUCCAGCCAAAAGAGAACUCCCCGUUCUGACCUGGUAAUAAAAGGAACAACAUAAAACGCAAUCACAAUCAUCGACAAUAAUCUGGCAGCAACAACCAACAAAAAAAUGCUUAUUAUAAAAUUUCACAGUUUUUCAAUGAGCACAAACGGAGCGGAGCGGUGCGGGUGGGUGUACAAAAAAAUGGUCGAGAGUGAGGGGGUGGAAUGGCAAUGGCUUUUCAAAAUCAUAAUGGCAGCUAGUAACAAGAGUUUUGUGUGCAAAUAAGUGGGCGGGGGUGGUAUAAAAAUUUGUUUUGCCAUGGCGGCCAACCGAUCAGAGUCGGAGCUGGCAAAUACCACGUCAGCAGGAGAUGCCCUCCAUGUCACAACUUUCCGUGCACUGGAACAAAUUAAUGCGCUUUCUUUUUUAAUUGGUCCUGUAGAAAUGGAUGUAUAUACUACGACAAGUCCAUAGUUUUGAACAAUUAACUUGCGAGUUAAAAAUCUUACAUACCAUUUAUUAAGAAUUAAAUAUUUUACUCCUCUGUGACACUUUGUAAAUACUAAUACUUUUAUAGUCAUUAUUUUUUUCGGUGCACAACUCCGAUGUGCACGUCACGCGCGACCACUUAAAAAACCUUGGCCACCCAGCCUCCUGCCCCCAUCCACUGCCUCUUCGUGCCCCCACCCCUUAGGCACCAUCCCCAUUGGGCCAAGCCCCCUGCCCCACAGUUCGUUGCAUUUCCCCUUAACAGGCCGUUAGUCGUUAUUAUUUUGGUCCAUUGACGCUGCGGGCCAUUGCUAUAUAGUGUAUACACAAGGUGAAGAAGCGAGUGCUGUGUGUAUAUAAUGGCUCCUGCAUAUAAAGGAGGGAGGAGGGAGGGAAAGGUCCUUAUGUACCACCCUCAGGAUAUGGACUCGAACUCGGACCAUCCACCCUCAGUGACGUUGAUGUCCCGUAUUGGAAUCGCGUUCGUUUCGUUUUGGUCCUGCUCUUGGUCCUUGGUCCUUGUCCUCCUCAUCACCAUCAUCAUCAUCAUCAUCAGGAGCAGCAGGACGAAACUUUAGAGGUGGGCACAGGCACACUCUGAACCACCAGGAGGGCAAUUUUUAUAAUUUUAGUCUCGUUUGCUUCGAAUUUACUUUUUAUUUUCUUUUUUCUCUCCAACUCUGUUUCUUUUCAAGCUUCCCUUGGCUUGACUCCUCCCUUCGUUCAGGACUUGUGUCCUGGCGGGUGGAUGCUGUUUUUUAUACCCCCCGGCCCCGAUUUCUUCGGCUUGUUUCUUUUCUAACAUUUCUUGUCAGCCAGCGGAGACAGACAGAGACGCAUGAACUGGCAGUGAGCGAGAGGGCCAACGUAGAUUUACUUAUGUCCUUUGUAUUGGUUUCUGUUGACGCCCUUUAACUCCCACCAUCGAAUGCAAAAUGGCGUUGAGUUGACUGUAUUGAUUUUUGAUUUAUUGCCGAUUUGCCUUGUUUAUGCCAGGAUUGCGGGCUCACUGUACGGGGCCAACAAGGCGGCUAAUGUCAGGCCAAUGAUUAGUCAUUGGCGAGUCAACUGUACGUUAAUAAAAAAGAAGUGAAAGGAAUGCAAGCAAGUAAUAUACUAUCGCAAAAUAGUAACACUAUUAUGUUUGCAAAAAUUAUAUACUGUAUAAAAUCUUAUUUGCAUCAGCAAAAAGAGCAGUUAGUAAAGGGUCCUAAUAUUGCUCAAAUUAAAUACAUAAAUACAUGAUAUAUAGUUUUCAUUAUUCUACUUACUACUAAAGAUGACUCAUAAGACAUAAAUUUCACACAAUUAGGUAAGUUAUCUUGUAUUGUUUUACCUUCAUCCAGGUCUCCAUUCUCAGUUCAUUAAAAAUGUCUGUUGUCCUUUUAUCGAACCGUCUUUUCUGCCCAUUGCGUCUAUUCCUUUCGCUGAUCAUAUUUCCUGUCGCAUUUUUCCCCCAUCAGGGAAAACAUUUCGUUUCGUCUUUAAGAAUCAAAGGAGUGGAAAAAAAUUACUGAUAUAAACUACGCAAAGACGUAAAGAAAUCUUUUUAUUUUGUCCAGCGCUCAGCUCAUCAGCUUUUAAUUUUAUACCCAUCCUGGGGACCCAGGACGCCGGAUUUCUCAGUACGAGUAGAGUCCAGGACUCGACGUCCUGAGUUUAAGACUCAGUCUCGUGGCAACUGGCGCUAAUGAGAUCCGAGCGAGGAGGCCAGGCAACUUUCCAUUACGAUGAGUUUUUCCAGUUUUUUUUGCGACGCUUUUCCUUCGCCUUCCUUGUUGUGUUUCGUCCUGGAACCUUUGUGUGCGAGAUGGCUCGCCGUUCUCCCCAUAGGACAGCAAAUGUCCUUUGGCUUGUUAAGAAAAUGUCGCUCUCUAAUGCCCGUCAGGGGGAGACAAGAGUGUAGGGCGGAGAAUUCUGGGGGCCACGACUGACUAGUUGACGUUGUUGUUUUUCCUUCGUCGCGCUAUUAAAUUAGAAAAAUGUAAAUUUAUUUUAAUUAAGAUAAAUAAGUAACAAAAUGUUUUAUGGAAAUUACGUUAACAAGGCGUAGACAAGGGGGGAGUUGUUGGGUGGUGAUGGUUGGCACUUUCGACCAUUACUGCUCAAGGACGAAGGGAGCGGGGACAGCAGGACAACUGCUUUAGCAUGCAAAUACACAUAAUCAGCAGGCAGCAGGCAAACAGCUAACAACAAGCAUGGAAAAAAAGCAUAGGUCCUCCCACCUCUCUGGAAAAUGGAAUUAUUUUUUCCAUUUGUAUAUUCCGCCACUUUUUAUGGCUUUGUUGAAAAGUUUUCCCGACUCUGCGCUCGUUUGUUUCUCGCAUUUUUAAAAAUAUUUUCGCCCCAUCUUUUUUUAUUUAUUAACAUCGAUCGAUGAGUGAUUCCUGUUUAUAUUGGCAUUGAUUACCCAUGUACACACACUUUCGGCCGCCACUGUUAUCGACACUCGUCUGAUGCAGAAACUUUUAAUUGAGUGCCCCCACCAAGGAUUUAACAAUUAAUAAAAUAUUCCUCUGUUCUUGUUCAAAUUAAUCAGAGAAUUAACAAAGCAAAAAAUGUGUAUUUACGGGAAAAGUUUGAAAAGUACACUUGCUAUUGACUGGCAUUUUUUUCAUAAUUCUAUUUAAAUGCUUUAAAUGGAAAUUUAAAGAGAAUCCAUAUUAAAAGUUGUUGAUCUUAAAUGCGGCAGUAUCUCUUCUGCAUUAUGAGCUCAUUCAAUACAAUAUAUUACAUAUUUAAUAAGUUAAUUUUCUUGAUAUAUUGGCUUUUUCCAUUAGCACUCAAAUAGAAAUUUUGUUGUCUAAGUGCUCUUCCUUACUUGAUGUCAUUAUGGCUGUAAUUAAGUUUUCAGCUUCAUGUUACUUGUCUUCAAGUGCGUUCUAAUUUCCUUAGCCUUAGCAAAACCGCCUGAGAAAACCCAGCGACAACCACUUGGACACCUCAUCCUCCUCAUUUUUCAUUCUGGUACACCAAUGUCUUCUGCUUAGCCUGCAGCAUACUUUUCGAGCUUAAUGGUUUAAAUAUUUACUCGUAAUUAAAAUUCAGCUUUAUGCACGUCAAGUGCAUAAUCACAGACCAAACCAGACCGGGCAAGGCCAUUGAGACAAUUUUUUCGAGCCCAGAGAGCUGACACCGCCUGAAAAAGUGGAUGCCCAAGGAUUCAGAUGGUGGUGCACACUGUGUAGCUGGUGGAAACGGGGGGCAGAUGGAGGAGCAGUUGGAGUCGCUGGAUCAGAAGGAGCAGGAGCCAACAUGGACGGCAUUAGCCGUGGGGCGGAGUAAGCAACUGAAGAUUACGUCGCCCCCAAAGUAAAUGAAACUUAUGCACAAAUUACACAAGUCAGUUGACUAGCAUCUACACAAAUGCACUGAGAAUUAUAAGUAUAUAUGUAUGAUUUUAUACUUAAAUUUAUAUACAUUUUGUUUCUGAGCAAUUGGUAAUGUAUUUAUCUGUGCAAUUGGUAUUUUAAACUGACUAUUUUACUUUAUGGAGCCAAUCAAUUUGGUUUGAUUCUCUGUCACUUAUCAAGCUAUAAUAAUUUAAAUUUUAUUUAUUAUUUUAAUUAAUAUUUUCUCGGUGCAUUUCACUUCGAACUCGCCUUCCUCUGCGGCUGACUAUCCACUCGAGGCGGCGUCAGCACUGGUCCUGCUCAUAAUUAAAACCCGAGCUGAAUGAAAUCGCAUAAAAUGAAUUAAACAUUUUAAGGCUAUUUAGAGGCGUAGGUAUGUAGGUGUAAGCAGGGGGCGUGGCCGCGGAUGGUAUUGCUCUUGGGACAAUUGCAGCGUUAAAUGAAAUAUUAAUGGCACGGAUGUCGGUAAGGAGCGGCUCCCUCGGUUCUUGGCUCUAAUAAUGCGAUGUUCCCAUCCAGGACGAAGGAACGAGGAUUUCGGCAUAGAAGCAGGGGAAGCUUUUAAUGAUAUAUUUUCCUCCGUUUUUUUGCAACUUCUACCGCUGUUGUUUUGCACACACACACAGAGAGUUUUUCAAGUGCAUCAUUAUUUGUUGCAAAUGGAGGCUGGCGGUGGUGAAAAAUCAGAGGCAUGGCUUGCGGAGGCUGUGCAAAUUCAAUGCGCUGCAUUUUUAAUCCCAACGCAAGGUUUUUCUCCUCUUUUCAAUGCCUCAACUCAAGUGCAUGCCACACCCCCAUUUCUUCCAUCGCCCUGCACUUCAUAUGCAAACAUUUAUGAUGACGUUGAAAAGGGGGCGGUGGGCGUGUAGUGGGCGGGGCCGCUGUGGUUCGCACAAAGGUAGCCCACCCAGCUUUUGUUUCCUUCGGUGGAGGCAUGUGUGUUUGUGUCGAGUGCAGGCCGCAUAAUGGGAUGUCUGAUGAAGCUCUUAGUCGGCAUAAUUACUUUUUUUUUUAGCGUUUUUCACUCGCUCCCACCGCGCCAGCAAAGCAAAUGAUACUCUACAGGGUUUCAACGCAGCCUCAAACCCCACAAGUGCACCUCGAAUGGCGGGACAAUCAAUCGGAGGCGGUUCCAAAUUAAAGGACUAGGUCAAAAGUGCCGCCGCAAAGUGGCACUCAAAUGGAACCAAAGGUAGAUCAUUUCACUGUCAUUGCAAAGUGGUAAUGAAUGGGCCAUGGAAAUUAUGUUCUUCAACCCAAAGAUCUAAAAGCUGUAGACAUCAUAGAAAAGUGUGGAAUAUGUUACUAUACUUUUAAGAUAAUGUAUUCCACAAACACUUUUUUGUUCAUUUUUUUAUUCCCAUUUUACAUGGAGCUAGCAGAACGUUAUUAAAUACAAUUUAACCAUUCUUUCGUUAGUUGACUCAUAUAUUAUGAUUUGUAAAUAUUCAUUUAAAUACAUUUAGCCUGAAGAUGUGAAUAAAUAAAAAGUCUUUUGUCGCUAA